GCGACGGUUCCAAUGCUGCAGAGCUGCAUGAUUCAGGGCCAGAUGCUUGCGGUCUCAAAGACCCCACCAAGGGGCGGCUUGGUCUCACUGGCUAGCCAAAGAAAGGAUUGCCUGAGGAACCCCUCCAUCAACCACCCCUCAUCCACCUUGCUCCAUCAGGCCCAGCCCAAAUAAAUAAGCUCCCAUCAUCAUCCUCAGCCCCCUUCCCCGGUGUUCUGGUUCCCUUACAAGUAGUUUUACCUACCUUAACUCAACGACACCCGCCCCUAAUUACUAGACUCAACGACGCCGUCUGCGCCUGCCAACACGAGUCAAAAUCGAACCGACGUGCCCAAUCCCCACAUCACAACGCUCACCGUAACUUUACUUUAUCAUCAUGUCUGGCCACGAAGAGGAUCUCCUGCCCGAGAACAACUCGGGCUACAAGCUCUCCCAGCCUAAGCAGAGCUUGGCUGAGUACCAAAAGAUGGGUAAGUAAACGACUGCCCAGUGGGUUUUGCAUCAGGAGUGAUAUAUAUAAAAGGACGCGAGUGAGACCUUUGGCGAGGGGGUUGCGGCGGGUUGGGGUAUUUCAGCAAGUGCUGGAUGAGCAUUGCACCUCAGUGGAAGGCUUGUUAUCGUGAUAAUGGAAUAGAGACGGAAAUGUGGCGGGAGCAAGAUAUAAGUGCUUUUGCUAGGGUUAAACUUGGAGCAUCCCGGGAGUCGAGCUCAAUGCCCCGUCAAGCUGCCGGGAAAGCUGCCGGAGCAGGUGCUGUUCACUCGUCGAGAGCCCCGGUUGUUCCGUCGAAAACCGUUAUUCACUGCUGGCUGGCUAUUGUUCUCUGCAACGACUCGUCUGGCUGGCCCUGCCUGAGGCUUUCGACACUCAGAAACUGUCUUACCCUUCUCAACACCACCAACUGCAUUCUUCCCUACCUCCCGCGGCCUCACCACACACCAUCCACUUCAGCAUUUUCUCUCUUUCUCUCUCACAACCCACAACACCUAUUUUUCUUCCGCCCUCGAGUCCAACCGAGAUCAACAUGUCUUCUGGAAAUAAAGUCACGUUCCAGGAGAACUCGGAGGAGAAGACAGAUGCCAAUGGCCGUGGUCGCGCUUUGAGUGGUGCCAAAGCCCCGGACCCGGGCUUGAUUCGAACACCCUCCCGCCGUCUUCCGUCUCCAUACCCCCAUCACGAUGCUCUGGAUGAGCAGACGAGUCCCAUCGGCAGCGCCUUGAAGCGUGCCAAAAACACUGCCUCUGCUGUCUUCUGUCUGGCCAACGCUAACCAAACCCACUCAGACGAGGGCGAUGAGUCUCUCCAGCGCUACAAGGCUUCUCUUGGUCUGACUGGCGGAAACGACCUCUCCGACCCCAACGACCCUCGUGUCUGCAUCAUUCAGUCUCUUACCAUGGAGUCUCCUGGUCGUCCCCCGGUUGUCAUCGACCUCUCGGCCCCCGGCAGUGUUGAGAGCCUCAAGAAGACACCAUUCAAGAUCAAGGAGGGCGUCACCUUCACGAUGAGCGCCCAGUUCAAGGUUCAACAUGAGAUCCUCAGCGGUCUCCAUUACGUUCAGGUCAUCAAGCGCAAGGGUAUUACGAUCCCUGGUGGCAAGUCUGACGAAAUGAUUGGCUCUUAUGCUCCCAACACCGUCAAGCAGCCCUUCUACACAAAGAAGUUCCAAGAAGAGACGGCCCCAAGCGGCAUGAUGGUCAGAGCCACAUACCAUGUUGCCUCUAGCUUUGUUGACGACGACAAGAAGACCCAUCUCAAGUUCGAUUGGGCCUUUGAGAUUGCUAAGGACUGGUAAACAUCGCGUCACCGACAACAUUACUUCUCACGACCACUGGAUUGAGCUGUUGAAAGCGAGGAAAAGGAACGAACGACUUGGAGCUUCAGCGACCCCAAUCACCGCUUUGCGACUCGAAUUCUCAGGCGCGAUUCACUUUUUUUUCUUGCUAGAAGCAGACACGAGGGUUUAGAUUUGGAACCAAAAAGGGAAAAGUCGAAGGAAGAAUAGUGCGGGGCAGCAAGUCGUGCAAUCUGGGUUGUUCUUGCUUUUGGUGGAAGAUGGAAGGGUAGGGACGAUUUGGGGAUUGCAAAUUGUAUAGCGUGGACAAUACUUUCUCUCACACACUUGCUUCUGGGGCUCUGCGAGCAGAGUCCCUUCUCAAAUACACAUCAAAUGCCCAGUCUGCGCUUCUCGUCUUUUUUUUUUGUAUGUCUACUUGAACAUUGCUUGUGAACCCC
This is a messenger RNA of Podospora pseudopauciseta, 2230 nucleotides long. RefSeq names its product rho GDP dissociation inhibitor (gene RDI1). Gene Ontology annotation, cellular component: cytosol; cytoplasm; membrane. The record is from RefSeq and is a predicted model, not a curated record. Gene Ontology annotation, biological process: Rho protein signal transduction. The coding region runs from base 1023 to 1790 and encodes 255 amino acids. Gene Ontology annotation, molecular function: protein binding; Rho GDP-dissociation inhibitor activity. The transcript has 3 exons. NCBI's taxonomy places the organism in Eukaryota, Fungi, Ascomycota, Sordariomycetes, Sordariales, Podosporaceae.